ACUUCCCAUCACACACGUUGGACUAAAAACGUUGUUGUCAAGUUUGAGGCAGCAUUACUCUUAAGAUAACCAGAUCACCUUUACAGAGUUGUUUUAUCGACUAAUGAAAUUGGCAGUGCUGGUCUAUAAAAAGGAAGCUGCUGCUUUGUCAAGCUCGUGGUGAAACCAUUGAUUGCAUACAGCUACGGAAAAACAGAUAUGGCUUCCUCUAAGAUCCUUCACAGUUGUACCACUCAGAAACGUCGUACUAUCCUUAACAGGCUUCACACUCUCUUCCACUUCACGGCCACACUGUUGUUGCUUUACUACCGGGUCUCGCAUUUCUUUGAUGGAAAUAACAUGCCUGCUUUAGCAUGGGCUCUCAUGACCCUGUCUGAGCUCAUUUUCACCUUCAUUUGGGGGCUUACGCUCGCCUUUCGCUGGCAGCCUCUGUCUCGUAGCGUCUCUGUGGAUAAAAUUCCUGCUGACAUGGAUUUGCCAGGGCUUGAUGUGUUUGUAUGCACAGCUGACCCGCAAAAGGAGCCUACUGUGGAGGUUAUGAACACAGUUUUAUCAGCCUUAGCACUUGAUUAUCCUCCGGAGAAGUUAGCUGUGUAUCUUUCGGAUGAUGGGGGUUCUUAUAUUACCUUGUAUGCUCUAAAAGAAGCUUUUAGGUUUGCGACAUGUUGGCUUCCAUUUUGUAAGAAGUAUGGAAUCAAGACUAGGUGCCCCGAGGCUUUCUUUUCCUCGUUAGCAAAGUAUGAACAGCUUCCUACGACUGAUGAAUUUAGUGCAGAGGAUGAGGAACUUGAAAUGAAAUACAGAUUGGUCAAGAGAAAUGUUGAGAAAGUUUGCGAAGAAGCAAGCAUUUAUGCUGUACAGGAUCGGCCUGCUCAUGUUGAGAUUAUACAUGGUGAUACUGAUAUGAAGGAUGAAGACAGAACUAAAAUGCCUCUCCUUGUUUAUGUCUCUCGCGAAAGAAGACCUUCUAAACCUCAUCGUUUCAAAGCUGGAGCUCUCAAUGCGCUUCUUCGAGUUUCAGAAAAAUUUAGCAAUGGCCCCUGCCUCUUGGUAUUGGACUGUGACAUGUACUGCAAUGAUCCUACUUCUCCUACACAAGCAAUGUGCUUUCAUCUCGAUCCAGAAAUGUCUCCAUCUCUAGCUUUCGUUCAAUUCCCACAGAUGUUCUAUAAUAUCAGCAAGAAUGACAUAUAUGAUAACCAAGCCCGAUCAGCUUACAGGAUAAAGUGGCAAGGAAUGAAUGGGAUAAGAGGGCCAUCACUUUCAGGUACCGGCUUUUACCUAAAGAGGAAGGCAUUAUAUGGAAGUCCUAAUUUUGAAGACAAGCAUCUCUUUGAGCCUCAAAGCAGUUUUGGUAUGUCUAGCAAGUUCACAGAUUUGCAGAAAUUUAGCAGUGAACAAGAAAUUGCCAGAUUUGAAGGUCCAUCAGAUGCUAUCUUAAAAGAGGCCAAACUUUUGGCCUCCUGUGACUAUGAAAGAAACACAAAAUGGGGUGAAGAGAUAGGUUUCUCCUAUGAAAGUCUGUUAGAGAGCACAUUUACAGGGUACCUUCUGCACUGCAGAGGAUGGACUUCGGUUUAUCUUUGUCCAACCAGGCCAUGUUUUCUGGGGUGCACCACUAUUGACAUGAAGGAUGCCUUAGUUCAACUUGUGAAAUGGAGCUCUGGGUUGUUGCAAAUCGGUCUUUCAAGAUUCAGUCCUCUCUCGUAUGGCGUCUCAAGGAUGUCCAUUCUGCAAAGCAUGUGCUAUGGAUAUUUUACUUUUCAACCCCUUUUUGCCAUUGCUUUACUGAUAUAUGGCAUAGUUCCCCAACUGUGCUUCUUGAAAGGCAUUCCCUUGUACCCCAAGGUGUUAAGCCCAUGGUUCGCUGUCUUUUCGACUGUUUAUCUAUCUGCACUAGGACAGCAGCUACACGAGGUCUUAUCUGAUGGAGGCACAAUAUGGACAUGGUGGAAUGAACAGAGAAUUUGGGUGAUAAAGUCAGUUUCUGGUAGCUUAUUUGGAUGCCUAGACCUUUCAAUGAAACGGUUGGGAGUGAAGAAAACAACUUUCAGGCUGACAAAUAAAGCAGUGGACAAAGAAAAGCUCGAAAAAUACGAAAAGGGUGAGUUCGAUUUCCAGGGGGCUGCAAUGUUCAUGGUUCCAUUGUCAGUCCUGGUCAUAUUGAACAUGGCAUGCUUCAUUGCUGGAAUAAGGGGAGUUAUCAUCAGAAAGAAUUAUGGAGAGAUGUUUGGGCAGAUUUUUCUCUCCUUGUUCAUCAUGGUUCUUAGCUAUCCCAUGAUUGAAGGGUUACUGAAAAAGAGCAAAAAGGAGCAGUGAGAACUUAGGGACUAGAGAGAUUCUAAAGUAGAUAUUUUCUGUUUUUUUUUUUUCAUAAAUAAGAAUAUGUUU
Molecule: messenger RNA, 2391 nt
Organism: Theobroma cacao (cacao)
Lineage: Eukaryota; Viridiplantae; Streptophyta; Magnoliopsida; Malvales; Malvaceae
Product: quillaic acid 3-O-glycosyltransferase CSL1-like
Biological process (GO): cellulose biosynthetic process
Cellular component (GO): membrane
Molecular function (GO): cellulose synthase (UDP-forming) activity
Source: RefSeq, a predicted model, not a curated record